This is a messenger RNA of Pangasianodon hypophthalmus (striped catfish), 1658 nucleotides long. RefSeq lists its product as uncharacterized. NCBI's taxonomy places the organism in Eukaryota, Metazoa, Chordata, Actinopteri, Siluriformes, Pangasiidae. Bases 67 to 801 code for a protein of 244 amino acids. The record is from RefSeq and is a predicted model, not a curated record. The transcript is spliced from 5 exons.
UGUGUGUGUGAGAUGACCUGAGGUGAAACGUUGGAGCAGUGUUCAGUGUGUGAUGGCCUUUCAAAGAUGCAGCGUCUCUGCGUUACUCUCUGUGGGCUUCUUGCUUCCUGCCUCUGCUCCUGGGGUUCCAGUGAGUCUUUAUCCGUGAUUCAGUCUCCAGCCACACUCACGCUGAGGAAAGGAGAAGACGUUCGGAUCACCUGCAGCUGGAACAUCAGCAUCACCAGACCAAAAGUGAAAUGGUUUAAAGACAAAUUUGAAUUUAACAAAACUGACAAACUCACAGAAACCCACAACAACAUCAACAGUUCGACAUUAGUUAUAAAAAACGCUGAUAUAAAUGAUGCAGGCUUUUAUAUUUGUGAAGUUACACAAGACAUUCCUCAGCUGGUGAAGGCAAAUGGAACGGGGACAAACGUUACAUACGAGAGAGAACAUGAUAAUGAAACAUGUACAACUCAGAGCAAUUCACCCACAUCGCCGCAGUCCACAGCAGGACUGUCAGUAACGGCGGUGGGGGCGUCUGUGUCUGCGGUCAUUCUGUCCAUCUGCGUGUGUCUGAGUGUGUGGAGGAUGAAAAGAGGCUGCAGAAAAUCAGAGCGAACGGUGAUAAGGGAGGGGCCUCCGAGUGAAGGAGACGAGCCAGAAAACAGCGAGGAUGGAGAUAGCUCAAGAACCUCCAGAGGAUCCACACAAUGGUAUAUGGUUCCUGUGUACGAAUCCUACUUCGAUCUGCAGAGGAGCGACGAGCAGCAGUGUGCAGACUCAGACAAGGCCGCAUGCGCUUCAGCUCUAAAAUGAUAACACAGAUAAAGACCAACAACAGGAAGUAUAGUCAGAAACCCCCGCUGAGCCUGAAACGACAGAUUGAGAAAGAUGCUAACGUUGCUUUUCGUCAGCAAAAUGUUGGUCAUUUCAGUGGAAUUCACAGCGAGCAAUGGUUUUGUGCCACAAAUCAGUUUCAUGAGCAGAACUUUGAAUCGAGUUCAACUGUGCUAUCAGGGGAUUUGCAUCGUUAACCAAGAGCUCUGACUGUGUUGAUCUCUGUGUGCAGAUUUUAUAAAAGGUUUUAGGUUUUCGUCUUUUUUGGAAAAAAACUAAGUUUAGCAAUUUAGCAAGACAGAUAGAUUGCUAAAAAGCCUCCAGUGUACAAACUUUAUAAGGAGCUGGUACUGCUUAGUGCUGUUAAAUUCAUUGAGCAAAGUUUCAUUGCAUUUACAAAGUGCGUCACACCAAAAACAAUAAAUAGCCACAGCUUAACUGCUACGUCACAGCUAACCUGAUUGCUGCAAUGCUAAUUUUCCAGUCCUGUGUCUAUUUUGCAAGAUUUCCGGCAGUUAGCUAUAUUAGCGUGUAUUGCAUUAGCGUGUAUUGUACAAUUUUAAAAAGUGCUGAUAAUGAAGUGCAUGCAACGUGACUAUUUCUGCAGUAGUGUUUGAUGUGUGUUAGUGUUGAAGUGUUUUUUUUUCUAUGUAAACCAUGUGUGUGUGUGUGUGUGUGUGUGUGUGUGUGUGUGUGUGUGUGUGUGUUUUCUAGCUGAGGACAAUGUGCUUCUCAGUAAACUAAUCCACAGUUUAUAUAUCACUCAUUACCAUGUGAAUGAGAUAAGAUAAUAAAGUUUGUGGUGUGUGUGUGUGUGUGUGUGUGUGCAGCUCAGC